UUAUAGACCAAUCACAUGAAUCCAUUCCUUGGCCCCUUGCACGCCGAUUCUUGUACUCCAUUGCAGCAAGCCAUCCAUUUACUAUGUAGUAUGUAUGUAGAUACAUACAUCCAAUACUAGUAGUAACUACAUCAAUCAAAUACAUACAGUAGCAGGCAUUGACUUUACUUUCCCCCCAAAUGUUCAUGUCCCUCUUCUCUCUUUCCCCCCCAACCAAGUUCGUUUUUGAUAAUCCCUGGACCCUCUCUGGUUCUUUCUCUCCCUUCUCCCCCAUCCCGCCUUUCCCUGCUUUUCUCUCGCUGCCCUUUUUUUAUUUUUAUUUUUAAUUCUCCACCCUGCAACUCACCACUCCACUAUCCUAUCGAUUUCCACACCACACUAUUACACUAUUACACUACUACACUACUACACUACUACUACUACUACUACUACUACCACAGUCUUCCCGAGCGAGUCCUUAUCCCUAAAAGGCCUACAGAUAUUGGUAUCUCAUUCAAUGGGAUACCACAACUUUCCUCAUCAUCGAUCCCUUCCAUCAAACAGAUAUCCGCGAAUCCUUAAUUAAUAGCGCUGGUUUGACGGCGAGACACCUUCACCAUGGCUAUCGCCAUGGGCUGGCAUAAACCCGAUAAUGUCGCCGGUUCUUCCGCCCCGGCCAUUAUGGUCGGCCUGUUCGUGGCAACUGGUGGUCUUCUAUUUGGAUACGAUACUGGGACGAUAAAUGGCAUCCUCGCUAUGGGUUCGUUUAAGGAUCAAUUCAAUACCGGCUACGAGUCCAGUAGCGGCAACAAGACCCUUUCUCCUUCGCAGAUUUCUAUUAUCGUCGCCAUAUUAAGUGCCGGAACUGUCGUUGGCGCACUCUUUGCCGCCCCUCUAGGUGACUGGUUAGGUCGUCGGAUAUCGAUUAUUGGUUCGGUCUGUGUCUUUUGUUUCGGUGUCAUAUUUCAGGUCUGCGCCGAUGCCAUUCCGAUGUUAUUAGCUGGCAGAUUCUUUGCCGGUGUUGGUGUAGGUUCCGUCUCCGUUCUCGUCCCGUUAUAUCAAUCCGAGAUGGCCCCAAAAUGGAUUCGCGGCACAUUGGUAUGCGCAUAUCAACUUUCGAUUACCUUUGGACUCUUGGCGGCGUCCAUUGUCAACCUCAUAACCCAGAGCAUGGAAGGCCCGGCUGCUUAUCGAAUUCCCAUGGGCUUACAGCUUACCUGGGCCUGCGUGCUUUGUCUUGGUCUCCUCGUCUUACCCGAAACUCCUCGAUUCCUCAUUAAGCAAGGCAAUAAGGAUGCCGCUGGUCUAGCCCUUAGCCGUCUUCGCCGUCUCGAUGUCACCCAUCCCGCCCUGAUGGAAGAACUCGCCGAAAUCGAAGCGAAUCACGAAUACGAACUUGCCCUCGGCACCGCAUCGUAUCGCGACCUUUUUGUUGGGACACCUCACCUCGGCCGACGUACGUUGACUGGUUGCGGUCUUCAAAUGCUGCAACAACUAACAGGAAUCAACUUCAUCAUGUACUACGGAACCACCUUCUUCACCACCGCCGGUGUCUCGGAUCCUUUCCUGAUCUCCCUCGUCAUGAAUGUGAUCAAUGUAGUCUCCACGAUUCCCGGAUUAUUCGUAGUGGAAACCUGGGGCCGCCGGAAAUUACUGAUGGUGGGCGCGAUCGGCAUGGCAGCAUGCCAACUAGUUAUCGCAGUGUUCUCUACGAUUGCAAAUGAUGCUCCGAGCUCCCUAGUGGCCAAACUUCUUAUCGUUUUUGUUUCCCUAUUCGUCUUCUUUUACGCAGCUUCGUGGGGCCCGGUCGCCUGGGUUGUUACCUCGGAAAUAUAUCCUCUCAAGAUUCGCGCGAAGUCGAUGUCAGUCUCGACGGCAUCCAAUUGGUUACUGAAUUUUGGAAUCGCCUACGGUACUCCUUUUAUGGUAGAGGAAGGAACGGGUUAUGCUGCUAUGGGGGCCAAGGUCUUUUAUGUCUGGGGUGCUUUCUGUGUCCUUGCCGCCAUAUUUGUGUAUGGCAUGAUUUACGAGACUAGCAAGAUCAGUCUGGAGCAGAUUGAUGAGAUGUACGAGCGCGUUGCUUUUGCGUGGAAGAGCAAGAACUUCGAACCGAGUUGGAGUUUCCAACAAUUACGCGACGACGGAUUUGCCGAUAGUGGAAUACCACCACCCGAACACGAAUUGUCAGCCUCCCGAACCACCACGACGACUACCGAAAGUAUACAAACGAUACAUACAGACUCGAACACCAACGAGAGCCAAUCCGAAGAGGAUAAGAUAAUACACCAAAUGGGCAUGGGAAAUGUUGAUUUUAGUUACUAAACCCUGUUCCAUUCUUAUCCACCUUUUCACGAUACGACUACAUAUCACGACUGUCUACUACCUCUUGCCGGAAGAAGAGAGAAAAAAAGAGGUGCCAGGGUUUUGCUGUUUAUUCUUUUGGAGUCAUCUUGGAUAUAUAUCAGCGUAGGAGUUCAAUGCGGCGACGGAGUUUUACGGCAAUUGGAAAUUAUUCGGGAACUAGCAGUGGGAAUGCUCUUCGCAAUUGGAAUUGUUAUAUUUGGGGAACAUAGGCGGGGUUUCAAGGUCUCGGCGGCAACAACCACGGACGGCUUUAUCUUGAGAUUUAAGGCAUGUGUGUGAAAUGGCUUGGAGGGAACAAUCUACCGGUUCAAGGAAAUAUUACUGGAUGAGAGAUUUACCAUGAUGUUCCCCUUUCGAGAAAAAGGGGCUACGAAGCAUCGCUAUUACCACGGGACCUACCUACUAUAUACUAGGUCGUCCUUAUUAACCCAUCAGUUCUGCUAUCUACCUAGUAUUGUGGGCUCGGUUCGCGCUGACUGCCUACACUGGUGUUGUAGACUCGGCUGUCUGCAGGUUUACACUAGACUACGCAUCAUUAGCCUACAUAUGUAGCUCUCCAUGUGUACCAUGAUUUUGGAAUAUAUAGGUAUCGAGCGAGCGAGGAAGCGAGAAAGAAGCAAGCAGGCAAGCGGGCGAAUUGAUCUGUUGCUGCCUAGCGAAAUGAAAAAAAAGUCAAAUGUUCAAA
Hypoxylon fragiforme is the source of this 3028-nucleotide messenger RNA. RefSeq names its product hexose transporter. Gene Ontology annotation, biological process: carbohydrate transport; transmembrane transport. The record is from RefSeq and is a predicted model, not a curated record. The transcript has 3 exons. NCBI's taxonomy places the organism in Eukaryota, Fungi, Ascomycota, Sordariomycetes, Xylariales, Hypoxylaceae. Bases 598 to 2301 code for a protein of 567 amino acids. Gene Ontology annotation, molecular function: carbohydrate:proton symporter activity. Gene Ontology annotation, cellular component: membrane.